UGCAAGUUGUGUGGGCGAUAAGAAUGGCUGGGAGGAAUCAAAAUGAGAGUGAAUGGGAGGUAACAAGAGGAGGCACAGUGGGAGCUGAAUGGGAUGUGAGAAACUGGAAGAAUGAGAUAAACAAAGUGAAAUGUGUGGGACUGAAUGAAUGGAAGAAUGAGAUGGAAAGAAAGAAGACCCUGGAAUGGUACAAGGAGAAAGGGGCCCCGAGGUAUGAAAGGUGGUAUGAUGGAAGCCUGGGCGGUGAUCUUCUCUUCCGAGCGAGGGCACAGUGUAUGGAUGUGAAUGCAAGGAGUUACAGGUGGUCUGAGUCCCGCAGCAAAGUGUGCCAGAUGUGUGACACGGGAGAGGAUGAGACGGUGGAACAUGUGGUGCUGGAGUGUGUGAAGUAUGUCAGAGACAGGAAUGAGAUGAUGCAAGUGAUACUGACUGAGUUAGGGCAUGAUAGGAAUGAAAGAGUGGAGAAGACAGGAAAGGAAUGGAUGGUGUUGUUGCUGGGACUGUGUACAGAGGCGAAUGAAAGGAUGAUUGAGGCGGUGAAAGAGUUUCUGGAGAGAAUGUGGCGUGCCAGAUGUAUGAACAAUUAGGAUAGAGGAUGAUGUUCGUUUCUCUUUUUUUUUUUUUUUUUUUCCCCUUCUACAGGAGUUGCCGAUCCAAAGGCCUGGCUCAGGAGUGAUCCUGUGCCACAUGUACCAUCAAGAUCAAGAUCAAGACCUCGCUGUCCCGAGGUACAAUAGGUAAAGUUUACAGUGCAGUGUUGAAGGAGAGACUGUGUAAAUGGAUUGAGACAGUUGGAGUGCUGGGUGAAGAACAGAAUGGUUUUCGUAGGGAUAGGAGAGCUGAGGACAAUAUGUUUGUGGUGAAUGAAAUGAUUGAGAAGAAAAAGAAGGAUGGGGGUAAAUUGUACCUAGGUUUUUUGGAUAUAGAGAAAGCUUAUGAUAGAGUGAACAGAGAAAUGUUAGGUAGAGUCUUAGAAAAGAUUGGAUUGAGUGCAAAGAUAGUUAACAUAGUGCAAAGUAUGUAUGUGGACACAAGAGCUAGAUACAGGCUAGGAGACAGAAACAGACUGGGUGAAGAGUGAGAGAGGAGUUAGGCAGGGCUGUAUAUUGUCACCAACCCUUUUUAGCCUAUAUACAGAGGAGCUAGCAGCCUUGAUGAGAAGAAUGAAUGUAGGGGUAAGUGUGGGGAAUGAUAAAGUAUGUGUGCUCCUUUAUGCAGAUGACAUAGUUGUUCUGAGUGAAGCGGCAGAUGAGCUUCAAAGUUUGUUGGAUGUAGUGGAUGGCUAUGGUAAAGACUUUGGAGUAAGGUUUAGCAGUGAGAAAAGCAAAGUAAUGAUUGUGAAUAGGUCAGAGGAUGAAAGUAAUGUGGUAUGGAGACUUGGAGAGAAUGAGUUGAAACAGGUGCAAGAAUACAAGUACUUGGGGAUGUGGAUGAGUCCUAGUGGGUGUGCAAAGGCAAAGAAUGAAAAGAUAAGUAUGGUAAACCAGUGGGUAGGUCGACUGGGAAGCGCGGCAAGGAUAAGAGCAAAUAAGUAUGAUGUGUUGAGAGAAGUGUGGAAGAGUGUGGCUGUGCCAUGUAUAAUGUAUGGUAUGGAUGUGAUUGCAUGGAAUGAAAGUGAAAUUGAUAAGUUAGAAGUGGGCCAGAAUAGAGUAGCAAGGAUGGCACUGAGUGCACCGAGGUGCACAGCAGUUGAAGCCUUGAGAGGUGACAUGGGAUGGAGUACCUUUAGAGAAAGACUGACAAAAGCCACACUUAGGUACAAGAUUAGGCUUGAGAGAAUGGAUGAUGCAAGAAUAGCAAGGAAGGUGUACCUGUGGAAUGAAAGUGGAAGCAAAUGGAGGAAGAGAUGCAUGAGAAUGACAGACAGGAAUGGAUUGCAAGUUGUGUGGGCGAUAAGAAUGGCUGGUAGGAAUCAAAAUGAGCGUGAAUGGGUGGUAACAAGAGGAGGCAGAGUGGGAGCCGAAUGGGAUGUGAGAAAAUGGAAGAAUGAGAUAGACAAAGAAGUGAAAUGUGUGGGACUGAAUGAAUGGAAGAAUAAAAUGGAAAGAAAGAAGACCCUGGAAUGGUACAAGAAGAAAGAGGCCCCGAGGUAUGAAAGGUGGUAUGAUGGAAGCCUGGGCGGUGAUCUCUUCCGAGCGAGGGCACAGUGUAUGGAUGUGAAUGCAAGGAGUUACAGGUGGUCUGAGUCCCGCAGCAAAAUGUGCCAGAUGUGUGACAUGGGAGAGGAUGAGACGGUGGAACAUGUGGUGCUGGAGUGUGUGAAGUAUGCCAGAGACAGGAAUGAGAUGAUGCAAGUGAUACUGACUGAGUUAGGGCAUGAUAGGAAUGAAAGAGUGGAGAAGACAAGUAAGGAAUGGAUGGUGUUGUUGCUGGGACUGUGUAGAGAGGCGAAUGAAAGGAUGAUUGAGGCGGUAAAAGAGUUUCUGGAGAUAAUGUGGCGUGCCAGGUGUAUGAACAAUUAGGAUAGAGGAUGCUGUUCGUUUCUCUUUUUUUCUCUUUCUACAGGAGUUGCCGAUCCAAAGGCCUGGCUCAGGAGUGAUCCUGUGCCACCUGUACCAUCAAGAUCAAGAUCAAGAUCGACCCGGUGUGUGGUGUCAUUGGUCUCAGUGUUGCCCGAGGAUCGGUCACUAUGAGCUCUGAGCUCUUUCUGUAGGGGAACGGCUGGCUGGGUGACCAGCAGACGACCAUCCUUGGUGAAAACUAGUUGAUUUGAGGACGUAUUAAUGAACAUGGGGAGGUGUAAAUGGCACCACGUGACUCCCGAGCAAGGAAGGCUGCCCUUUUGCGAUGUAACGGCACCUCUGAUUGGUCCAGUGUGGCGACCUUAA
Scylla paramamosain (green mud crab) is the source of this 2828-nucleotide messenger RNA. RefSeq lists its product as uncharacterized. The transcript has 2 exons. The record is from RefSeq and is a predicted model, not a curated record. Lineage: Eukaryota; Metazoa; Arthropoda; Malacostraca; Decapoda; Portunidae. The coding region runs from base 1155 to 2462 and encodes 435 amino acids.